AUUUAUAGAAUUAACUAUAAAUCCAUUUAUUUUAGCCAGACUUAAAUAUAUUUUAUUUCUGAGGAUUUUUUCGGAAACACUAUUCCGGAAUCCUACCGGAAAUAAGUUGGCAAAUAGAAUAGCAUUUCCUUUUAUGACGAGGCAAUUUCGGGAGAACGGUGAGAUAACAGUCGAGACAACAUUUUAAUUUUUUAUAAGAUUCAGAAGCUACGGAAAAUAAGUUAAAUUGUAGAAAAAACAUGCCAAAAGAAAAAUCAACGAGGGCGAAAAAGAAGAAGGGAGGUGAUGUUAUGAGAAAGGGGCGAACAAAUAAAAAUGUGGAAGGUCCAGUUGAAUUUCAAGAGCAGACGACAAUGGAGACAUCAACAAAUAACGGAUUUGAGGGAGAAAUGGAUGUAUCACCCAGAGAUGAACCAUCGGGAUUCCGCAUGGAGAAUUCCAGGGAAACCAUUCGAGGAAUUGGCUCCACAAGCAAACAAGAUACCAGAAAAAAUACCAGUAGAAUUUCAGCAGUUGAUGUUAGAAAUGAAGUAAACAACUUGUUACAUCUAGCAACAGCCCCAAAUACUCAGGAAACAUACAACCAGGGACUAAGAUGCUUUGAGGAAUUCCAGGAUUCCCUAAACCUUAGCAAAAUAUGGCCCCCUACGUUAGAGCAAAUAGUUCUAUUUAUAGGUUAUAUGUCAGCAAAACAUCUCUCAGUGGCAACAGCUAGAACUUACAUUUCAGCUAUUUCUUACAAACUAAAAAUUCAAAACAAUAGGGAUGAAACUCAAAGCUUUCUGGUUAAGAAACUCUUAGAAGGAUUCAGAAGAAAGGUCAAGAAAAAUGAUGCCAGACUGCCAAUUACAUCAAAUAUAUUAAAUCAAAUACUACAAAGUUUGCACUUGGUUUGUACAAACUACUAUGAAUGCAAACUGUUUCAAGCCGCCUACACUUUAGCAUUUUUUGGUUUCUUUAGAGUUGGAGAAAUGACAGUAAAAAACCAAAAAGAUCUGGGACAUGCAAUUGAAUAUGAAGACAUAACAAUGUUUACAGAAGAAAAUAAAAUCCAAAUAAAAUUAAAGCAUUCCAAAGUGGAUCAAAUAGGGGAAGGAGAAACAAUUACUAUUCAGAAUAGCCAAUUUGGGUCUCAAAUACAACCAAUUAAGAUUAUUCAAGAAUAUCUAGCAAUACGACCUUCAGUGCAGGGGAAGUUGUUCUGUCAUUUUAGUGGACAACCAUUAACUAGAUACCAAUUUACGGCAGUUUUAAAUAAAGUUUUGUCGAUAAUAGGGUUAGAAGGUAAAAAAUACAAGUCUCAUUCAUUUAGAAUUGGGGCAGCAACCAGUGCAGCAAUGUUUGGUAUGUCAGAGGAAGAAAUCUGUAAAGCAGGAAGAUGGAAAUCUAAAGCAUACAAAACUUAUGUUAGGAUGUAAUCAUAAUAUAAAUGUAGGUGUAACCCUUAAGACUGUCAUAUGUUUAAGUAUAUAUGAAAAUGGUUUCAAGUCAUAUAAUUAUAUAAUCUUGUCAUGUCUCUAUAUAUACACUUUCAGAACAACAGGUAUGGGUAGUGGGCUCAUCAAUAGUCAAAAGAGCAUUUUUAGCAGCUAGAAUCAGACCAGAUGGAGUUAACUUGGGACUAAUGGAUAGAUUAAAUGUGUCUAUUUGGUGGCAAGGAAAAGGGGGUAUGGGCUGGUAUGAAAUGUACAACAAGAUCAAAACAUUGCUGAAAGUUGCUGACCCUCCUGAUUACAUUAUUCUACAUUGUGGUGGUAAUAAUAUUGGGUACACACCAAUCAAACAGCUUAUACAAGAUAUGAAAGGUACAAUUGACAAAAUUUGGAAACUUUUACCCAAUACAAAGCUUGUAUGGUCACAAAUAUUGCCUAGAAAGAACUGGUAUUCAUCAGAUAGCAUAGAAAAAAUGAAUAAUUCUGCAAAAAGAAUCAACAGUUCAGUGGCGGCUUAUAUAGUAAGGAAUGGGGGAUGUUAUAUCAAGUAUUUGGAUAUCAAACUUGUAAACACAAAUCUUUUUGAGGCAGAUGGGGUCCAUAUAUCAAAUAUAGGCAAUGAAAUUUUUCUCAACAACAUUAGUGCAGGGUUAGAACAAUUUAUAACGAAUGGAUGGCAAGUGUAUCCAAAGUUAUACUAGAAUUUGGACGGGGUAUUUUGUGGCAAGGUCUUGGCUCCAGGAACUAGCCGCUUCCCCCCCUUGGUGGCGGUGGCUUCAAUGGUUAAUAUUGUAACCAUUUCCGCCAUGUGGAAGAAUGCGCGUCUGGUUCCUGUGAUUGGACAUUGAAUGAUUUGAUUGGACAAUAUUGUAUGUAUUGAAUUAUUUGGUGACAAUUUGGUCACAUAUAUAUAUGAUACACUUUGAUUGCCGCUCACCGGAAUCAUAGUCAUAUGGUUUUUUGUUUAAUUGAAAAUUGACAUUUUAAUGAUUGAUGUUUGGGGGUGAUUGCAAAUCGUCUCAUUGCCGUCAACCGGAAUGAGAAGAUCUGCGAAAUUUGUUGCUUGAUUUUAUGAUAUAACAUUAGGCAAUGAUGUGUUUUUGGCCUGUACCAUUUGGGUGUCAAUACACAGGUGUAAUUUACAUGGUAAAAUUUUAAUGUAAAACUUUAAAAUUUUACUCAUUGCCUAGUUGCCAAGACCAACAACAGCCACAAUGGGGAGGGGGGUGUUGUUAUAAAAUACAAUAAGUGCAAAAAAUAAACUUGUAUAUAGGUAAACAUAAUGUUAUGUCUUUAUUUCCAUCCCAGGACAAGGUCAGCUUACAAGUACAAUGUACACUACAAACUGCUAUCAUUUUGAAGUUUUGCAAGGCUGGUCUAUAAUAAUAAGAUUUAUAGAAUUAACUAUAAAUCCAUUUAUUUUAGCCAGACUUAAAUAUAUUUUAUUUCUGAGGAUUUUUUCGGAAACACUAUUCCGGAAUCCUACCGGAAAUAAGUUGGCAAAUAGAAUAGCAUUUCCUUUUAUGACGAGGCAAUUUCGGGAGAACGGUGAGAUAACAGUCGAGACAACAUUUUAAUUUCCCUUCCCACCCAUCCCAAAAAGUUGUAAGAAUAUGUACUGCGGAAAAUGUUUUCAAUUUUUCAGGUGAGCUCGAUUCUUGGAUAUAGUUCUGGUUAUGGGAAAAGAAACAAAUACAAUGGAGUGUGUUUGAAAAGACUGUCUUGGCAACUUGGGGCCAGAUAAAGUACAUUUUUGAUUACGGAACACAAGAAGAAUGCGCGUCUGGUUCCUGUGAUUGGACAUUGAAUGAUUUGAUUGGACAAUAUUGUAUGUAUUGAAUUAUUUGGUGACAAUUUGGUCACAUAUAUAUAUGAUACACUUUGAUUGCCGCUCACCGGAAUCAUAGUCAUAUGGUUUUUUGUUUAAUUGAAAAUUGACAUUUUAAUGAUUGAUGUUUGGGGGUGAUUGCAAAUCGUCUCAUUGCCGUCAACCGGAAUGAGAAGAUCUGCGAAAUUUGUUGCUUGAUUUUAUGAUAUAACAUUAGGCAAUGAUGUGUUUUUGGCCUGUACCAUUUGGGUGUCAAUACACAGGUGUAAUUUACAUGGUAAAAUUUUAAUGUAAAACUUUAAAAUUUUACUCAUUGCCUAGUUGCCAAGACCAACAACAGCCACAAUGGGGAGGGGGGUGUUGUUAUAAAAUACAAUAAGUGCAAAAAAUAAACUUGUAUAUAGGUAAA
Messenger RNA from Ostrea edulis (European flat oyster), 3670 nucleotides. RefSeq lists its product as uncharacterized. The transcript is spliced from 2 exons. Gene Ontology annotation, biological process: DNA integration; DNA recombination. The record is from RefSeq and is a predicted model, not a curated record. NCBI's taxonomy places the organism in Eukaryota, Metazoa, Mollusca, Bivalvia, Ostreida, Ostreidae. Gene Ontology annotation, molecular function: DNA binding. Bases 240 to 1418 code for a protein of 392 amino acids.